Myxocyprinus asiaticus (Chinese sucker) is the source of this 4781-nucleotide messenger RNA. RefSeq names its product calnexin-like. Gene Ontology annotation, cellular component: endoplasmic reticulum; endoplasmic reticulum membrane. The record is from RefSeq and is a predicted model, not a curated record. Bases 15 to 1922 code for a protein of 635 amino acids. The transcript is spliced from 15 exons. Gene Ontology annotation, molecular function: calcium ion binding. Gene Ontology annotation, biological process: protein folding. NCBI's taxonomy places the organism in Eukaryota, Metazoa, Chordata, Actinopteri, Cypriniformes, Catostomidae.
UCGUGCAUAGUCACAUGUUAUGCGCUGGAGUCGCAGGCGGAGUGCUGCAUCAGUACGCAGGGACUAUGGAGCUGAAGAUGCGGUUAUGUGUAUCACUGUUCUCUUUGAGUCUGUGUCUUGCUCUCAUGGGUCAUGUGAGGGCGCAGGAGGAACCUGAUGACAUGGAUAUGGACGUGGAGGAUGCUACAGAUUACAUACCGGAGGAAGAUGUUGAGGAAGAGGAACAGAAAGCCCCCACAGCCCCACCAGUACCCACUGUGACUUAUAAAGCUCCAGAGCCAAUGGGAGAGCACUACUUUGCUGAGUCAUUUGAUAAAGGCACACUUCAAGGGUGGGUUUUAUCCCAGGCCAAGAAGGAUGGUAUUGAUGAGGAAAUUGCAAAGUAUGAUGGUAAAUGGGAGGUGGAAGAGAUGCAGGACACUAAACUCCCAGGUGAUAAAGGUCUGGUGCUGAAAUCCAGAGCCAAACAUCACGCCAUCUCUGCUCUCCUACUGCGACCUUUUACUUUUGACACCAAACCCCUCAUAGUCCAGUAUGAGGUGAACUUUCAGACCGGAAUUGACUGUGGCGGAGCCUAUGUUAAACUGCUGUCACAAACCCAUGACCUCGACUUGGAACAGUUUGUGGAUAAGACUCCGUACAGCAUCAUGUUUGGGCCUGAUAAGUGUGGUGAGGAUUACAAACUACACUUCAUCUUCAGACACAAGAACCCUAAAACAGGAGAGUAUGAGGAAAAACAUGCCAAGAAGCCAGACGCAGACCUCCGCACGUACUACACCGACAAGAAAACCCACCUCUACACAUUAGUGCUGAACCCUGACAACAGUUUUGAGAUCCUGGUCGAUCAGACUGUGGUGAACAGUGGUAAUCUGUUGACUGACGUGACUCCCCCCGUCAACCCACCCGCCGAGAUUGAAGAUCCUGAUGACCACAAGCCUGAUGACUGGGACGAAAGACCCAAGAUCCAGGACCCAGAUGCAGUCAAACCUGAGGACUGGGAUGAAGAUGCACCUGCUAAGAUUGCUGAUGAAGAUGCUGUGAAACCUGAUGGCUGGUUGGACGAUGAGCCAGAAUACAUCAGCGACCCCGACGCCAUCAAACCCGAGGACUGGGAUGAGGAUAUGGAUGGCGAGUGGGAGGCUCCUCAGAUUCCAAACCCCGUCUGUGAGACCGCCCCUGGCUGUGGCACAUGGCAGAGACCAAUGAUUGACAACCCUAACUACAAGGGCAAGUGGAAGGCACCCAUGAUUGACAACCCCAAUUAUCAGGGUGUGUGGAAGCCCAGGAAGAUUCCUAACCCAGACUUCUUUGAAGACCUCCACCCGUUCCGUAUGACUGCGUUCAGCGCCGUGGGUCUGGAGCUCUGGUCCAUGUCCUCCGAUAUCUUCUUUGACAACUUCUUCAUCACCUCUGAUCGUAACGUGGCUGAUCGGUGGGCUACAGAUGGCUGGGGUCUGAAGAAAUCAGCUGAGGGAGCUGCUGAGCCCGGUCUGGUAAAUCAGAUGAUCACAGCUGCUGAAGAGAGACCCUGGCUCUGGAUCGUCUAUGUCCUGACUGUGGCUCUACCUCUGGUGCUCAUCAUUGUCUUCUGUUGCACUGGAAAGAAGAGCUCAGUAUCCACAGCUACUGCAGCUGAGUACAAGAAGACCGAUGCUCCUCAACCAGAUGUGAAGGAUGAAGCUGACGAGGAGGAGAAGCCUGAGGAGGAGGAGGAGGAGGAGGAGGAGGAGGAGGAGAAGCCUGAGGGAGAGGAAGCCAAAAAUGAAGAACCAGAUGGAAAGAAGAGUGAAGAAGAGGAUUCUACAGGAGAUGGAGAGGAGGAUGCAGAGACAGAGCACAAAGACAAUGAUAAAUCUAAUGAGAAAUCAGAGGAGGACAUUCUGAGAAGGUCUCCCAGAAACAGGAAAACUAGAAAGGACUGAAGGAUUUCCUGAAAUAGUUUCAAGUGCAGUUCCUCACCUCGACCAUAUCCCAACAUCCCGAUCCUCCCAUACCUUUCCAACCCUUGCACCCGCGUUCCCUUCCUCCCCUGUUCUUCUGCUCCAUCUUCACUUCUGUGACGACAGAGUAAAACAGUCCACCACACGACCAACAGCGAAACGAACGCCUCCUCAAACAGGGCUGAGGAUGUUGAUGGUUACCAUGGUGAUGAUGAUGAUUGAAUAGCAUAGAAACUUUCUCCGUAACUAAACAGAAAUCUCUGUUACCAUUCCUUGACUGUGCAUCUCAUAUAUAUCUUCCUUUAAGCUGUCACAAAUGAUUUCAGACAGUGUUCCUACACCCUAUACCAUGGCAACACUAUGGCACACUAGGUAUUGUAAGGAUCACAGGCUAACAGCUUUAUUUGCCUAGGUUUUGUAGGGAACACAUUAUAGAAUUACAAGAGAAGCCAUAGAAAGAAACUAUUGUAAGGAAGACAGGCGAUUUGAUAAUAAUUUAAAACUCUAAACUGGCCACAUGUCGCUUGAUGUGCACCAAGAUUUAAAGUUUUAAGUCAUCUUUGCCUCCAUUCCAUGAGGUUCAACCAUAAUAUUUAAAGGGAUAGUUCACACAGAAAUGAUCAUUUACUCACCCUUGUGUCAUUCCAAACCUAUAUGACUGAUUUUCUUCUGUGGAACACAAAAUGAGACAUUUUGAUGAAUGUUGUGGCUUAACAUUUCCUUUUGUGUUCCAUGGAAGAAAGGAAGUCAUAUGGCUUUAAAACAACAUGAGUGAUUCAAUUUUGACACAAUUUUCAAUUUUGUGUCAACUGUCCCUUUAAUACACCCAGAUAUGGUGCAAACGCUCGUUAGAGUAUCCAGGGAGAAUGCCAGAUAGAUUUGUAGGUUCUAGUGUGCUGCCUUAUUUGUAGGACUCAAGAUUUGCUAAUAUUUUUUUUUCUGUGAAUGUACUGCGUUUUGUUUAAUGUUUUUUUGUUUGUUUGUUUUUUGCUAUUCCAAUGGACUUUAUACUAAAUCUGUACAAACUUGUUUUCUGCUCUUGAACUGAUGUAGAUUCUAACCUGUCCAGCCCAAUAACGGUUUCAUAAUGGGACAAAAACGUGACAUUUUGGCAUGGUUUGUUAUUAGAGAAAGCUUGGCAGGAUGAUGACAUCGUUGCCAUCAUUGACUCAGCAUUACAAUAAGGUUCAAUGUCUUUUCAUUGGUGCAUAUUUCGGGCUUGAUUUGUCUGUUAAUCACAUAUUUGUUAAGCCAUAUCCUAUCUUUCCAGUAUUUGCAGCAGUAGCAGCUUCCUCUUUCCAAUUACAUUAGACCAUGUAACCAACUGUGACAGUUUCACAAUUCCAAUAUUUAAAGAAACUUUUCUGAGUGUCACUCGACAUGUAGAAAGCAAGGUCGUGGGAGUAAAGCAAUCUGUAAUUUCAUGUACCAAUUCAUACUAACUCUGCCCCUAUAUAAUUGACCCCAAAGAUAUAAGAAAGGCACUAUUAGGGGCUUACCCUGAUCUAAACUAGCAUAAUUGCUAGUUUCCUUAAAGUUACUUGUUUCUACUCUCAAUAUCGCAAACUGGCCUCAUCUGUUUAUAUUUCAUCAAGACAGUCAGAUGAGAUGCCGUAACGUGAGCUCUGCCCCAAGACUUAUGAAGAGUUGGCACUUUUAAAGGUAACUAAGAUGAACUUAAUCAAACACAACAUACAAGCCAAUAUAUGCUGCUCUGCUGUACUGUUUAAGUGAUAGUUCAAUAAAUGAAACUGUCAUGUACUUACUCUCAUAUCAUUCCAAAUGAAUGGUGACAUGCUUUCAUUCUGCCUAAAAUCAUCUUUAGAGUAACAGCAGAAGGAAGUUAUGGGUUUGGAACAUCAUUUGUGGGUUAUACCUUUAAGGCCUCACUUUGCUUUCUCUAAUGUGCAACCUUAAAUGUCUUUCCUGUUCACCUGUGUUUUUGGGCUGUUAGUUCCUUUUUUCCUUUUCUCUUUUCUUUCUUUUGGAUUACCAUUAUUACACAGAUGUAGGCAAUAGUUGGAUGGAAAAAAAAGAUGGAUUGAAUGAUUUAGUGGUAUCAUUGCAGUUGUGAAAUUGAGAUCAUGAGGGGUGGGGGGUGGGGACAGUUUGGGGAAUAAUCCAUAAUGUUACUCACAAACUAAAAUAAACUGAUUUAAUGAACGAGUUGUGUUUCUCUGUGUGAGUUGCUGUGAUUUUGUGAUGUUUUGUGAGUGUGGCUUCAUGUCAACUGCCACCUCAAAGGAAAAUUUGGUUGUAAAAUGUUUUUGUUUUUAUUUUUUUUGUUUUAUUUGUAUUAUUUUAUUAGGAAUGACCUUAAUGUGAAUCUCUUGAAACCUGUCAAGAAAAUGUCUGGGUCAUAUUUCACCCCAAAAUCUAAAUAAAAUAUAUUGUGCUAAAAGAACGUUGAGCUUAUUUUAAGGAACAUUAAGAUAAGUUAAAGCUGAAGUGUGUAAUUUCUGCAGCACUAGUGCCACGGAAUUGCAAAAAUAAGCGUUGUUUUUAAAACGGCUUUCUGGAUAUGCCCCGCAUCUGCUAUUGGGCAAACAAAGAGAGAGUCUCGCCCUCAACUCACGGCAUUGGUUAUGUAACGUUGUCGGGGCGGGUCUAUGCAGGUUCGCUCGAAACAGAGCAAUUUUCAUAGAGCUACAGAAACUGUGUUUGCAAUUUUCGAGAAAAAUAUCCUAUGAAUGGCUUACUAAUAGCUGUCUUUGCAUAUUAAGGUAGGGAGAACUAUUUUAACAGAAAAAGUUACAUACUUUACCUUUAAGUACAUUCCCUACCAAAUUCUCAUUACCAUUAUGCAAAAAAAAAAAAAAUAAUAAUCUCAUUAUUCCAACA